UGCGCGGCGGCCCCGGGACGGGUGGCGGUUCGAUGUUGGCGUCGCGGGAAGAGCGGCUGCUCCGGGACUGGGAGAGAUUUCCAGCAUCUGCAGUUUCUUGCUUCAACAGCCGAUGCCACCAUUGAUUUGCUGCCAGGCUGAUGGAAGUAGCAGAUUCGGCAGUGGUCAGUCCAGUAGUUACUGGCAGCCGUCUCAGUCGGCAGGUAGAACUGAAAAAGCAUAUGAUUGACCACAACACCGAGGACUGGGAGAGCAAUGAAGGCUUUGAAGGGUUAGAGCGUGUUGGAGGAGUGGAUUUAUCUUUCAUCAAGGAAGAUGAAGUUAAUGCUUGUGCUUCGUUAGUGGUUCUCAGUUAUCCUGAUCUCAAGGUAGUCUAUGAGGAAUGCCGGAUGGUUUGUCUGACUGCCCCUUAUAUCCCUGGCUUUUUGGCUUUUCGGGAGACACCCUUUUUGGAAGAAGCUGUGAAAAGACUGCAGCACAAAGACCCGGGCCUUCUCCCUCAGGUCAUUUUUGCAGACGGAAAUGGAAUUUUACAUCACCGAGAAUUUGGUGUUGCCUGUCACUUGGGUGUCCUGACAGACUUGCCCUGUAUUGGGGUUGCUAAGAACCUUCUGCACGUGGAUGGUCUGGAAGAAAAGCAUCUACUGAAAGAAAAGAUCAAAGACCUUCAUGAAAGAGGAAACACUUUUACACUAACUGGAAGCUCUGGGAAGGUUUUGGGCAUGGCUCUUAAAAGCUGUGAGAAAAGCACUAAGCCAAUUUAUGUAUCUGUGGGCCACAGGAUUAGUCUGGACACUGCCACACGCCUGACUCAUUCCUGCUGUAAAUACAGAGUCCCAGAACCAAUUAGGCAGGCUGACAUAAAGUCCAGGGAAUAUAUUCGUAAAAAUGUUAACGCAUCCUGACAGUUGGAGUCACAGUGGUCAGAAGUUAAUCUUACAAGCCCAGAAGAAAGGACCUUCUCCCAAAAGACUGCCGAUUCUACCUCCAGAACCAGUUGCUUGGAAUAUGCAAGGGAAAGAAAGCCAUUAAUUUUCCAGUAAUUAUGUUUUUCCUCAGACUCUAAACAUGCUUGCUUGGGUCAGACAUCAACCAGGCCAAGGAUCACAGGUUGCACUUCAGAUUCUUAAUGUAUUUUUAACUCUGAAACCCCUUACCAACCAGUAUCGGUUGUGUCUACAAUGAACAUCAAACCAAUCACGUGGACAUUUAACUGUUUAACCAGCAUCCCUUGGUCAAAAUUGUCUUCAUCUUCUAUUUUCAACACAGACUGGUAAUAUUCUUAAUUUUUAUGUUUUGAAAUGUAACAGAGUAUGUAUAUUUUAAUAUAAUCUUUCUAAGUGCAUAUUGAAUGUGGGGUGGAUGGUCAAGGCUGCUA
This is a messenger RNA of Pristis pectinata (smalltooth sawfish), 1378 nucleotides long. Its product is annotated as endonuclease V-like. Gene Ontology annotation, biological process: DNA repair. Gene Ontology annotation, cellular component: cytoplasm; nucleolus. The transcript is spliced from 10 exons. Lineage: Eukaryota; Metazoa; Chordata; Chondrichthyes; Rhinopristiformes; Pristidae. The coding region runs from base 141 to 905 and encodes 254 amino acids. Gene Ontology annotation, molecular function: single-stranded RNA binding; RNA endonuclease activity producing 5'-phosphomonoesters, hydrolytic mechanism. The record is from RefSeq and is a predicted model, not a curated record.